Strongylus vulgaris is the source of this 297-nucleotide messenger RNA. NCBI's taxonomy places the organism in Eukaryota, Metazoa, Nematoda, Chromadorea, Rhabditida, Strongylidae. The record is from the annotation of a GenBank genome assembly.
AUGCAUCGCGUUUCAAACUACACUGAUCCGAAAAGAAUCAAAAAUGGUAAAGCCUAUUCACUUCAAGCAAAAAUUAUUGUCAAAACAAUUUCUCUACAGUUGGAGAUGAUCAGAAAAGGUACAUAUGCUGAGUAUGUUAAAGAGGCGAACAGUCAAGGAUUUCGCAUGCCACUGCGUACGGAUGGUUACGAAUACGGCCAGAUAGCAGCUAUUGGAGAUCCAGAACAGCUGGCAAUGCUAUGGAUAGAUACCUAUACACCGCUGCUUUGGGUCCCACACAUAGAUUGCGGCGUGUAA